GGCACAUUCCAGAUACUGUUCAUUUGUACAUAAACAGCACUGUGUUUUAGCUGCAAGGCUUGGUCAGAGGAGUACUGUCAACAGCAGAAAUGUCUCUUGUUGAAGAUUUAGUUUUCUACCUCGUCUCUGGUCCCACCACUCUGCUGGGGGCUGUUGCUCUCCUGCUCGUCCUGUGUCUUGUCUUCGGUAGCUUCACUUUGCAGGAAAUGGGGAAGGAGCCUCCAGGACCGAGACCGCUUCCCCUGCUUGGCAACCUGUUGCAGCUUGAUCUCAAGAGACCCUACAGAACCCUGUGUGAGCUUUCAAAGAAAUAUGGGUCUGUAUUUACGGUGUACUUAGGAACCAAUAAAGUAGUGGUCCUGGCUGGAUACAAGACAGUCAAAGAGGCUCUGGUCAGCUACGCAGAAGAGUUUGGAGACCGAGACAUCUCCCCUAUAUUUUAUGAAAUGAAUCAAGGUCAUGGGAUUCUGUUUGCAAAUGGAGAAUCAUGGAAAGAAUUGAGACGUUUUGCCCUCACCACCCUGAGAGACUUUGGGAUGGGCAAGAGAGUAGCUGAGGAUAAAAUCUUGGAGGAAUGCUGCCAUCUGACCCAAAUGUUUGAAGAGCAUAAAGGGAAACCAUUUGAUACAACAUGUCCGGUGAAUUAUGCAACAUCAAAUAUUAUCUCCUCUAUUGUGUAUGGAAGCAGGUUUGAAUACAAUGACCCCCUAUUCAAAAACUUGGUGAGAAGAGCCAACGAGAACAUACGCCUUACAGGCUCUGCAUCAAUCCACCUUUACAACAUGUUUCCCAGGCUGGUCGGAUGGAUAAAAAACCGGCAGGUGAUAUCAGAAAAUACUGAGAUGACCAUCAGAGAUGUCAAAGAUUUAAUCAAACGUCUGAAAGAGACGCUGAACCCUCACAUAUGCAGGGGGCUUGUGGACUGUUUUCUGCUUCGGAAGCAGAAAGAAGACGACUCGUGUGUUAUGGACACUCACUACAAUGAGAAGAACUUGAUAUUUACAGUGACCAACCUGUUUGCAGCUGGUACUGAUACCACGGCAUCUACACUGAGAUGGAGUCUGCUGCUUAUGGCCAAAUAUCCACAUAUACAAGAACAGGUCCAGGAGGAGCUGAACAGGGUGGUUGGAAGCCGUCAGGUCCGGGUAGAUGACCGGAAAAACCUGCCGUACACUGACGCUGUCCUCCAUGAGACACAGAGACUGGCCAACAUUGUCCCCAUGGCUAUUCCUCACAAAACCAGCCAAGAUGUCACCUUCCAGGGCUACUUUAUCAAAGAGGGGACUAUUGUGUUUCCUCUGCUUACUUCUGUUCUGUAUGAUGAGAGCGAAUGGGAGAGCCCACACACUUUCAACCCUUCCCACUUCCUGGAUGAGGAGGGUAAAUUUAUCAGGAGAGACGCCUUCAUGCCCUUUUCUGCAGGUCGCAGGAUGUGUCUCGGAGAGAGUCUGGCUAAGAUGGAGCUAUUCCUCUUCUUCACCUCCCUACUCCUGCGCUUUCGUUUCACCCCUCCACCUGGAGUCACAGAGGAUGAACUGGAUCUGACACCAGCUGUGGGCUUUACGCUCACCCCUUCAGCUCAUGAGCUGUGUGCCAUCAGUCGCUAAUGAGAGAGAGCAUGGCAUUAUAACUGCCUGUGCCAAUGGCAUGAAUAUUACUCUCACACAGGGCCGUUUACCACUUUGAUUUACAUGCUGAGCAGCCAGCAGAUGUCUCCACCCCUCAAGACCAGGAGAGAGACACAGUUAAUUUCAGUCACUUAAGACAGCAAGUUACCUGAGAUGGUAUUGGGGAAAAAUGAAUGGUAUCUUACACGGGCGGGGACACUGACGAGCCUAAAUGUUUUUCUACACAUUUGUUUAAAUAAUUUGUAGGGAAUUAGGGUUUAUAAGCAUUUUUUAGAAUGAGACUCCUACAUUAACUACAGUAUAUAUUCCUGUUAAUCGGCCGCUGUGGAUUGUUUGUAGGCCUACUUGGUUUUGUAGAUUGUAAUUUAAUUUCUUAUAUUGCAGCCAACGGCAGAAAUCACGUCAGUUAGUACUAUAAAUAAAUUUGGACCUGCCUCUUCAAAUAGCUGAUUGCAUGAAUGUCUAAAAUUAAACUACAUUUAUAUACCAAUCUUU
Molecule: messenger RNA, 2123 nt
Organism: Siniperca chuatsi (mandarin fish)
Lineage: Eukaryota; Metazoa; Chordata; Actinopteri; Centrarchiformes; Sinipercidae
Product: cytochrome P450 2K1-like
Exons: 9
Coding region: 90-1607 (505 amino acids)
Biological process (GO): xenobiotic metabolic process
Cellular component (GO): cytoplasm; intracellular membrane-bounded organelle
Molecular function (GO): heme binding; oxidoreductase activity, acting on paired donors, with incorporation or reduction of molecular oxygen, reduced flavin or flavoprotein as one donor, and incorporation of one atom of oxygen; iron ion binding
Source: RefSeq, a predicted model, not a curated record